AUGUACCAGCCACAUCCAGUGAGUGUGUGUGAGGCUGAAAGAAGAGGAGGGGAAUAUAAAGAGAGGGGAAAGUGCUGGAGUGAGUGAGGGAGGUUCCCCAGCACAGACAAUCUGCAGCACACAUACAGAUUUCUUUAUUUUACACCCUCUUUCUUCCUCUAUUGCAUUUUUGUGUUCCUUUUUGCGUUUUCAUGAUUUAGACAAAGUUAAGACUCAAAGAACGUAACUCUGCCAUUUUCACUUUUACGCCAAAGGAAAACACACUGAUUCACAAUCGCACACUGAUAUUUUUGUGCAGUUGUUGCAGUGUGUAUGAGAGAUGUGGAGCUGUAUAACAGACUUCUUCACCUACGAGACAACAAAGUCUGUUGUGGUCAAGAGCUGGACCAUCGGCAUCAUCAACCGAGUUGUUCAGCUGCUCAUCAUCUCUUACUUUAUUGGUUGGGUGUUUUUGUAUGAAAAGGCCUAUCAGGAGAGAGACACCGCUAUAGAAUCAUCGGUCAUGACUAAAGUAAAAGGAUUUGGCGAGCACCAUAACAAGACCAUGGAUGUAGCAGACUACGUCACUCCUACACAGGGGGCUUCAGUGUUCUGUAUCAUUACCAAACUCAUCUCCACCGAGAACCAGGUGCAGGGCAAAUGUCCUGAGAGUGAGACGAAGUUUAAAUGUGAACAUAAUGAUAACUGCACAAAAUUAAUGACAAGGCCGGGUUCAAAUGGUUUGUUGACUGGAGAGUGUGUGGAAUUCAACAGUACUCUCAAAACAUGUCAGAUCAAAGGCUGGUGCCCAGCAGAGAUAGAUGAUGUCCCAAUUAAACCCAUGAUGGAGGUGGAGAAUUUCACAAUAUUCAUCAAAAACAGCAUUCGCUUUCCCCGCUUCAACUUCACAAAAGGAAACUUCUUGCCCACCAUCAACAGUAGCUAUAUAAAGAAGUGCAAUUUUGACUUUGAGAAGAAUACCUACUGCCCGAUAUUCAAAGUGGGAGAUGUUGUCCGCUUAGCCCACCAGAACUUCACCACACUCGCUAACAAAGGUGGAGUGAUAGGCAUAAAGAUAGCCUGGGUGUGUGAUUUGGAUAAAUCAGAGGAAGAAUGCAAGCCUGCAUAUUCUUUCACUCGUCUGGACGCCAUGUCUGAGAAAAACAGCGUGUCACCAGGAUACAACUUCAGGUUUGCCAAGUAUUUUAAAGCGGAGAAUGGGACUGAGUACCGCACUCUGCUGAAGGCUUAUGCUAUCAGAUUCGAUGUGAUGGUCAACGGAGAUGCAGGAAAAUUUAAUAUGAUCCCAACUCUGAUCAAUAUGGUGGCAGCUUUUACUUCUGUGGGUGUGGGGGCAGUUCUUUGUGAUAUAAUCCUUCUGAAUUUCCUGAAAGGAGCUGACCAGUACAAGGCAAAGAAAUUUGAAGAGGUGUCAGAUGCACAUAUUGAAAGAACUGGCUCCUAUAUCAGCGCAAUGUAUCGGACACGGGAUCACAGUCAGUUGUCAAUCAGACCUGAGGACAAGUUCUCUAACGAUUCCGGGGCCUUUUCCAUUGGCCAGUAUGGUUAACAGCAACUGUUUUGUAAUAUUUGAACAAAUGUUCAACUGCGUUUAAUGCGUCUCAAUACCUCUCAAUACCAAAUGUAAUAUAAGCUGUAAGGUAUCAGAUUCUAGCACUGAGUUAGACAUAUUGACAUAUUUCUGCACCAGAUGUAAUAUUUGCAUGGUCAUUUUCAGGCCUACAGCAAUAGAAGAUGAAAGAAAGCAGCUUUGUUAUUAGAAGCACAUCUGCAUGUUCACAUUUAUACAAUUCUUUAUAGUUUAUCAUUUUUUUUUCCUUUACAGUGGAGUCCAAAAGUCUGAGACCACUAGUGAAAAUGCCUCUAUUUUGCAUUAUUUUGUAAUUUAAUGCUUAAUGCUUCAUUGCAAAUUAUAUUGCCAGCAUAAGAAUUUCAGUAUUUCUUCAGUAUUCUGUCCUCUUUGCUUUAAUGACAGCUUGCACUCCACAGUUGUGGUGGUUAUGUGGAGAAUUGUGUGAUGCGUACAUCAGAUCCACCUGAGAGUCGUCUGAACACGAGCUUCAAUCAGACAAAUAAGACCAAAAAAAUUUUUUGGACAAAUUCCUUAACAUGAUCGGUGCCACAAAUU
Molecule: messenger RNA, 2128 nt
Organism: Colossoma macropomum (tambaqui)
Lineage: Eukaryota; Metazoa; Chordata; Actinopteri; Characiformes; Serrasalmidae
Gene: p2rx3b
Product: purinergic receptor P2X, ligand-gated ion channel, 3b
Exons: 12
Coding region: 320-1549 (409 amino acids)
Biological process (GO): response to ATP; monoatomic cation transmembrane transport
Cellular component (GO): plasma membrane; nuclear inner membrane
Molecular function (GO): purinergic nucleotide receptor activity; extracellularly ATP-gated monoatomic cation channel activity; ATP binding
Source: RefSeq, a predicted model, not a curated record